AUGUUGACCCUCGCGCCAUCAGGUUUCCACCGCAGCGACGUCCAUCUUCUGCCUUCUAUUCGACAGGCCCUGGAACAAGGUGCAAAGAACAAAGGGUGUCUAGUUGCUCGAAGGAGCGAUAGUUGUGAGCCACCGGGUAUCACGGCCCGGAUCGAUCACGAGGGGGCCAGAGAUCAUCAGAUGGAACAGAUGAACCUGAUAUAUCACAACGCAGAACUGACCAUUAUUGCUGCUGCCAGGAGCAGUGUGGAAUACGGGCUGCCGGGAGUGGGAGCGGGAUACCGCCCACGGAGCAUACAACAAGUUGUCAAGAUUGGCAACAUCGAAAUAGUGCCCACCAUGAGGCAUCCUCACGCCGUCAUCCAAACGUCAAAAUGGUCGAAAAGGGCGUGGCCUUUCCAAGAAGGCAUUCUCAGCCGUCGCCGCCUCAUUUUCACCGACGACCAAAUGUACUUUGAAUGCGAUGGUAUGAACUGUCAUGAGAGCGUCACGAAUGUGCCAAAAAGGAACGACCAUUGGAGCAACUUGGAAUACUGCCAGCAAAUUGAGAGCUCGCUGGAUCAGCUGCAUGCUCCACACAAGCGCGAAUUCGACCGCACAUUGCGACCUGGAAUCCUGGGAUGGAACGAUAAGCGGCCCUUUGGCCAACCUGUCCGUCCGGGCUCGCAUGCUGCCUUUGUGCGGUUCCUGGAAAUGAUACAGGUAUACUCGGCCAGGGAGCUACCGUGUCCUUCCGACGCCCUCAAGGCAUUCGAUGGUAUCGCCAGCAAGUUUGAAGUUCUUCCGGACAGAAUCGACCAGAUCUGGGGCAUUCCUUUCUAUUGUAACGAAGAAAGGACCCUGGAGGAGACUUUUGUGGCCGGGCUUGCUUGGAAUCACACGGGAAGGGCGGGCUAUAGCCUAGAAGGGCUGCCUGAGCCAAGGGACAUAUUCCCGACUUGGUCGUGGAUGAACUGGUACGGCGAGGUCGAGUAUCGCGAGCUUGAUCUAUACAAAGGCGGAUACAAGUCUGCCUUCAAGAGUGCCGUGGCAUCUGUUGUCCUGGAAGCCGACGACGGGUCACUGCUCACCCUUUCCGAGUACCUGGAGAUUUUUCAGGCUGGAAUCAAUCGUUCCGACAACCCCGAGGCAGUCCGGUUAGAAGCAUGGGUUUUCCCACCAUCUGCUUUUGUUGUCGUCGAGGGCUCUCACUUGACGUUGUUUGGGCACCUUACAUGUCUACAUAUAUCGAUUGCAGAUAAUCCAUUCUACGCAGGUCUGGCGAGUCUGGCCCAGAGGGGUUUGGAGUUUAAAACGGAAUGGAUAUGCAUUUAUCUGGGCUCUGUCGAGAGCAAGAAGAUCAGCCUGGUUGUCCGCUAG
Molecule: messenger RNA, 1359 nt
Organism: Fusarium keratoplasticum
Lineage: Eukaryota; Fungi; Ascomycota; Sordariomycetes; Hypocreales; Nectriaceae
Product: HET domain-containing protein
Exons: 2
Coding region: 1-1359 (452 amino acids)
Source: RefSeq, a predicted model, not a curated record